Messenger RNA from Owenia fusiformis, 5570 nucleotides. The record is from the annotation of a GenBank genome assembly. Lineage: Eukaryota; Metazoa; Annelida; Polychaeta; Sabellida; Oweniidae.
AUGGGUUUUAUAUGGAAAGAAGUUUUCCGACUGGCCAUCAUUUUGGGAAUAAUUUUAACAAAGGUAAAUAGCCAGCAGCAGGAGCAUGGUAGGAUUGCAGUCGACAUGAUCAGAUUUUCCAACCCAGGAGGCUUCCAAGCGGACGGUGCCUGUUGUAAUGGAUUUAACAUCGGGGGCAUUAACAGAUGUUCAGAGAGCUGCAACUACCUGUUCAACCUCUGCUUUGAUAAUUACAAUAGUACGUUGGACCAUACAGAAUGUCCAAUUGGCUCUCAAAGCCUUGGUCUUGUAGGGGAUGGAACAGAUGAAUUCGACUUCCCUCCAGCAUUUGUCUCUGGUGUGACUAACCCUGUUCUUGUUGCCUUCCAGGAAUGGACGGGCUCUGGUCAGCUUAAGGUGGUUGCCAGCAACCAGAAGAGCGUCCCCGUACCUCCCUUAGUGAAUUACUUCACAAUAAAUCACAAACAGGAAGUUGCGUCUCGGAAUGCCACAAGCAUUACAUGGACAGAUUAUAAUGUUACUGGAAACAUGGAUAUUCCCAACACAGAUAUUGAGUCCAGAAUUUUCCUAAGAAUUGGUGUAUAUUGCGAGCUGAAUUAUUACGGGAAUGGCUGUACGAAAAAAUGUGUCCCUACAAAUGACUGCACUGGUCACUUUUACUGCAGCGACGACGGUGACAAAAUAUGUCAACCUGGGUGGCAAGGUGACAAUUGUGACAUCGUGAUACCCGGAGAGUCUGGCUGUCCAUCAAACAACACGUGUAUGCAUAACGCGACCUGCUUCAGUCAUGACCAAGGCGGAAGAGGAUACAUCUGUUGCUGCAAAUCCGGCUGGACAGGAGACGAUUGUGAGUUUCUCGUGGACUGCAGAGGCGGACCCGACUACCAAUGCCAAAAUGGAGGAGAAUGCGCGGAUAUAGGUUCUGAAAUGUUCCAAUGCAUCUGUCCACCAAAUUUCUAUGGGGAAAGAUGUGAAUAUGAUAGAAGAAAUAACAACUGCAGUCAGGUGACCUGUAACAACGGCGGCUCUUGUUUUGACACGGAAGAUGGAUUUGUUUGUAAUUGCACCGUAGGUUGGACGGGUACAAUUUGUGAAGUCGAACUCCCUACAGUCCCACCUAUGAGUAAUUGCACCGAGGACUACUACGGACUCGACUGUUCCGUGUACUGCAAAGCAGAGGAUACAUGCAAUGGUCACUACACAUGUGAACCAUUUACAGGUGAUAAAUUGUGUAAUGAAUACUGGACAGGGGAGAACUGUACAAUUAAAACAGUAGAUCCACUACAAGACCCCGAAUGUCCUGAUGCGGGGACGUGUUAUAGAGGGGCAUGUUUUAACGGGACAUGUUGCUGCGAAAUAGGUUUCGUAGGAGACUUAUGCCGUGAAAUCGAGCACAAAUGUGACUCCCAACCGUGUCAAAAUGGUGCAUCUUGUAUACACGCAGGAGAGGAUUAUAUAUGCGAUUGUAAAGCAAACUAUACUGGUGUUAAUUGUGAGACGUACAUUCCUGAUAUGACAACGCCCAUACCUCCCACUACAAUAAAUACCGCCACAACGGCAUUGACCACUGAAAUGUUCACCACAGAAAUGACCACUGAAAUGACUACUGAAAUGACCACUGAAAUGACUACUGAAAUGACCACUGAAAUGACUACUGAAAUGACCACUGAAACGACCACUGAAAUGACUACUGAAAUGACCACUGAAAUGACCACUGAAAUGACUACAGAAUUGACUACAAAACCGACCACUGAAAUGACCACUGAACAAGUCACCACUGUUCCAUCCACUCAGCCUACAACGGAAGAUUUGACAACAACUCCCGAUACAACUGUAGCGAUAACAACCGUGUCUCCAACAACCAUGGCAACCGAACCUGAAACAACUCCAACAACAGACAUGGAGACAACUCAAACCACGGUUGUAUUGACAUCGGAACCUACGACUGUUGCUGCAACUACAGAAGAAGACACAACUGUUGGUACAACAACAUUGGAAGACACAACUGUUGGUACAACAAUAUUGGAAGACACAACUGUUGGUACAACAAUAUUGGAAGACACAACUGUUGCUACAACAACAUUGGUAGACACAACUGUUGCUACAACAACAUUGGAAGACACAACUGUUGCCCCAACUGCUGUCCAAAGUACAACUGAAUAUACAACUGUUGUCGAAACAACUGUGGAAGAAGAAUUAAUGACAACAGAAGUUAUAACUACUGAUAAGACAGAAACACAAACAACUACAAUUGCCGAUAAGCCAACAACAGGCAAAACUCCUAGUGCACCUCCCAUAACACUAACAAGUGGGACAGUUGGGACAACUGGUGGAACAAUGGAAGUGACAGAGGCAACAAGCUCGACACCUGAAACAGGGGUAACGAUGGGGACUGGCAGUACUGACGGAGUUGGGAUUACUGAUUCAACGGAUGAUGAAGUUACUCCGACAACCGAUGGGGCUGGUGCCACUACAACUGCAAUUGAUAUUACUGACUCCACUAAUGGGGGUGGCGUAACUGCUGUUACAGACUCUACUGGGGUAACAAAUGGAAUAACAAGCGUAACUGUAACAGGAGAAACUGGAAUAACAGUGGAACCAGGCGUUACAAUGACAGGAGGACCUGGCGUCACUGGUACAGAAGAACCAGGAGUCACUGGCACAGGAGAACCAGGCGUCACUGGAACGGGAGAACCUGGCGUCACUGGUACAGGAGAACCAGGCUUCACUGGUACAGGCCAACCAAGUGUCACUGGUACAGAAGAACCCAUUGUUACUGGCACAGGAGAACCAGGUUUCACUGGAACGGGAGAGCCUGGCGUCACUGGUACAGAAAGACCGGAUGUCACUGGUACAAGGCAACCUGGAGUCACUGAGGGAACAGGUGUUCCGCCAAUAGGGCCGACUAUGAAUCCAGGUGGAGGUUCACAUGGUGUCUACAUCAAGCAGUGGUGGGAUGGACAACAUGGGAGAUAUCUUAAUGAAUCUGCAAUGAUUAGCAUCAUAAAAGAUGCAUGGACAAAUGCAAAUCCGUCAUCAGGAUCCAGCAUGGCAAAUGCAGAAAUACAACUGACUGGCCAGGAAAAGUAUUUGGGGUCACCUUCUGGGGAACAAGUCUCUCAUGUUGGAUACAGCAUCAACAACAUUGAUAUCAGCCAGUUGACAGAACCAACAUUACAAGAUUUCGAAACUGCAGCUAAUGCUAACGAAAAUGCACACGAAAUUUAUGUUGGAACUGAAUUGUGGAAAUUCAGUGAUAGAUACGAAUUCAUGUCUACUGAUAGAGUCCUCAGAAGACUUGACGGUGAUUUUGCUGAUCAGAUUGAAGCAGCAUGGAAAAGCGUUAAUGAAGAUUAUAAAGAUUGCAAUUGCACAAAUGCAACCAUAGUUCGACUGGAAAAGUUUAUAGGUGUAAAUAGGAAUGAAGUUACUAAAGUAAUCUAUUUUCUAAAAAAUCAAUCAAUGACAAUAAAUGGUGAAGAAUCUCCUCCUCCAAGUGGCUUCACACAACAGCUCGAUACGAAUCUCAAAACUAUAACAAAAGUAACUCAUCGUUACUAUGGACUGUACCAAGAAUCAAAACUGCUGGAUUUUAGUUACCACUAUAGCUUAAAUGUUGUCGGACGAGUAUUUGAGAAGGAUAUUGCACAGCUGGAGAGUGUUAUCAAAACUGCUUGGGAGGAUAAUGAUGCAGAGCUUAAAAAUUGUCAAGCGUGCAAUUUGACAAUUUCCGUCGAAGCACUCGAACAGUAUGUUGGAGACGCAGGAAUGAUGACAACUAAGAUAGUGUACUUUAUCUACAUAAACAACACAUUGUCUUCUCCCAUCAUGCGCCCAGCUCCAUCCAGUAUACCAUUGGCAUCCUUACCAAACGUUAUGGCUUAUUCUGGAAAUCUGAUUAUGCCAUACAGGACCAGAUAUUCUAUAUUCGUUACAGGAGGUUCUGAACAUCUCGUGUAUGAUAAUUUGAGGAAGUCUUUGAUUGAAUCAUGGAAUCAAGACAUGGCCGAUUGUCCAUCAUGUGUGCCAACUAUAGAGUUCUCCCUGCCAGAUGAAGUCAAUGAUCAAACCACUGGGACAAAUUCUACAAGAGUAAACUAUUUUGUAUUCCUGAAUGGAAGUCUGAUUGAUGGUGAGGAAAUCGAUGGCCCAACGCAAGAGACCAUAAACAAUAAGUUGGAAAGCAAUGGCAUAACUCCCUGUGCUUGUAAUGAUGUUAGACGACUAUACUAUAUUGAUGUCCUAAACUGGCUUUGGGCCCGGAACAUAUCAUCAUUCGAGUCAUCUCUUCAAAGUGCAUUCGGCGAGAGGAACAAAGAUGUGUCAGCUUCUGUCGUGGUUUCAGUAAUGAGACGAGAACAGUUCACGAUACAAUCAGGACCAGUAACUAGAGUGUUUUGUACAUUACACACCAAUGGAGUUGAUCCAGAAAAUGUGCGGGGAUUAUUUUGGCCGACGGAGACACAGCUGCGAGAAAAACUCCAGCCAACACCGUGCGAAUGCAACCCUCAGAAAGUUUACACAAUAUAUGUGGAAGGCGAUCAAUCAAACAGCGUUGCCAACAUCCAGAAUGCUCUGACCGCUGCCUGGUCGCAAAGUAACACUGCAACACGAUCUACAACAAUGGUCCGAAUCAAACGAGAUGUUUCUACGAUGACAGUCGGUACCCAAGUUUCAGAUCUAAGUUCUGAAUAUUUUACUGAUAAAAGGCUUCAAGUAACGAAGGCUGAGUAUUCAUCAACGUUCUCCGAUGUGGACUCAAGCAUGGUUAUGUCAAGUGCACCGACAUCAACAGUAAUUAACGCUGAGCUGCAGAAGGAAGAUCUUACUGGAACAAGUGAGACAGCGAGACGACGGCAUGUUGUUUAUGUCACUGGGGCUAUGAGUGAUGCAGUGAACAUAUCAUUGCAAAAUGCUAUAGCUACAGCAUGGGCCUCAGUCAAUCCAGGUUACUCUAAUACAACCAUGAGAACCGUGCUGAUUACUAUCAAUCCAAACUAUAAAGUUGCGGGUGCCAGCUCAAGUGACAAGGUUGCAGAAAUAUUUUAUACAAUUAUUCCAAAUGUGAAUGACAUGACUCGGACUGCCGAAGGAGAUGAGUUGAUCAUACCAAGCGACGAGGUCCUCAAUAAUACUAUACGACAAAUAGGUCCUGGUUAUAAAGUGGUACCAGGUGAUCGAGCUGAACCAAUAAGAACAGAACAACAGAAUCUUUGGUGGAUUGGCCUUAUCAUUGCUGGUAUACUAGUCUGUAUUAUAAUUGUCGUUGCUAUCAUUGCGAUGAUUAUAUCCAAACGAAAAAAUAAAAUGAACAGAAAUCUUGAGAGGGAUCCAAGAAAAAUGACAGCUACUAAUUAUGAUAAAGAACAUUUUACAACAAGUCCUGCGUUGUUUGAUAACCCAACCUAUAUUCCAUCAGAUGAUCUAGAAUCGUAUAACAAUGGUAGAGACAGCAAUAAUGUUUAUAUGGUGACCUGACCUAAGACACCAAUGGUGGUGACCUGAUCUUAUAACAAAUUGUUAAUGUACAUAUUCGAUAUUUGCUCAGAACAAUAGGGGCGAUUUGGAUG